AGUAAGGUGAGGAUGUGCCUUCUCCAUGCUGAGGGCAGUAGUCUCGCAUGCAGAGGGUGACUGGUCAGCCUGGCCUGGAGCUGCAGGGGAGCAGAGCCCUGGAGGGAUGCAGCACCACUUGGCCACAAAUGGAUGCUGGACAGGGCUGGAGUUUGGGCUGCUGGCCGCUGGGUUGCCGUCCUGACGGGUCAGCGACCUGUUGGGUCACCACCCUGCUGGGUUGCCGUCCUGCCACCUCACCCAUUCCUGGGCUCUAAGAGGCAGCCGGGGCUUGGAGUCCCAGGGUAACUCCUCCUCUGCUCGGGAUGCUUUGCUCACGCAGCCACCCACGGUCCAAACAAAAAUGUGCGGGGCGAGGCAGGGAGCCUCCACCUCCCCUCCCGCUACCGGCAUGCACUGACAGCGUUGCACUCCUCUUGACACGGCCGGUCUGGUCCGGAGCACAUCACAUUUUUCCCCCAUUGCUUUUCAUCGGACCAAGCAAGAAGAAGAACAAAGAAAAAAAAAAAGGAGAAAAGUGUACGGCUGUGCAUUAGGACGUCUUUGUGGCCGCGUCUGCAGGCAGGCACAGAGGCUGCUGUUACCACGGCUGUGGUGCACUGGCAGUGCCAAGACAGAGAAGCUGCAUUCAGCACAGAUGCCAGCCUUCUCCAAGAAGUAGGCUCUUCAUCCCCAGUGACACCAGCUCCUGCUAGUAUCAUGGGACCAGACAGUGGCUUCCUCAGCAGUGGUCGGGUCCACGUCAUCUUGUGGGGAAGCUUGGCAGCUGUAACAACACUCUUAUUCCUCACCUUCCUCAUCUUCCUCUGCUCCAGCUGCAACAGGGAAAAGAAGUCCAAACAUCAGAAUGGAGAUCAUGAAAAUCUGAUGAGUGUGCCUUCCGAGAAGGAGGUGUUCAGCCACUCCAUCACCAGCUCCGCCACAGAGCCGCCGCCCAGCAGCGAGCAGAACGGCGCGCUCAGCAAUGGCGACGUGCUCUCAGAGGACAGUACAACUGCCUGUAUCCAGCCUUACGAAGAAGUACAAACAUCUAUCUCUGAUCUGCUAGAACAAGAUAGUCUCGGAAAAUCCUUAAAAUGUCACCAGAGCCGGGAACUACCCAGUAUUCCCCCUAACAAUACCAUGGAGACCAUGAUCUCAGCUAGAAAUGCCGAAAAUGAUCAAGGUCUUGGAAUGGAAGGGCCUUAUGAAGUCUUGAAAGACAGCUCCUCUCAAGAGAACAUAGUUGAAGACUGCUUGUAUGAAACUGUGAAGGAAAUCAAAGAUGUUGGUGCAGCAGCCAACAUGGAAGGAAGCUGCAACAGAAAGUCAGCAGCUUCAGUGAUCGUUAAUGAAGGUCAGGAUCAUACUCCUGAGUGCAGAAUUGAAUCAGCAGAAUAUGCAUCUGUUGACCGAAAUAAAAAAAGUCGCCAAAGUGCUAAUUCAGAAAGUCCUCUCGACAACACACCAGAUGUAGAGGAUGAGCUUCCCCCUCCGGUACCCAUGAAACUUCUUGAUGAAAAUGAGAAUGUGCAAGAGAACGAAGUGGAAGAAGGAGAAGAGACAGAAGGAGCAAGUAAGCCAGAGAAGAGGCUUAGUUCCAUGUCUUACAAGUCUCGAGAGGAAGAUCCAUCUCUUACAGAAGACGAAAUCUCAGCCAUGUACUCUUCGGUGAGCAAGCCGGGACAGGCCAUCAGGGCGAUGGAUUCUCCUUACACCUGUAUUCAAGAAAUUGCAUCCCAGAGGUCCCCGUCUGUUUGCAGUGGCCUCUAUGCAAGCGUGAAGGACUUUGAGAACACCCUCAGUACUACCACUGUGCCUCAGUCGGCGGGCAGGCCCAACGGGGAGCUGGAGCCCGACUAUGAAGCUAUCCAGGCAGUGAGCCAAGACGAAGACAGGACCUUGUCUGUGCCUCACACAAACCACUCCGCUCUGUCGGGAGAGAAUGACUAUGAGAGCAUAGGGGACUUGCAGCACCACAGGGAUGUCACCAGACUUUAACUACUCCGGCAGCCGGGUUUCAGCCUUUGUCUUGUCUGACGGUGUUUCAAAGGAGCAUGCGAAACAAGGAGAGGGAAGCACUUCUUGUUUUGAGGAACAAAGCUAAGUGCGGAACUGAAGGUGUGAAGAAGCCAUGUACGUUUUAAGCCAGUGGGUGAUAUCCAUGGGUGAUUCUGGGUGGUGGACGGAAGCUCACAGGAAGUUUAAUUUUUACUGUUAGCUUUUUAUUGUUAGUUUCUAAAUGGCCAGCAUUCAGGAAGGAGUGCUGUGUUUGUCAUCGUGAUUGGGUUACAUACCAAAAAGCCUGCCUUUACGCAAAGCUAGCUUUUCAUUUUAGAGGAUUAUUUUAUGUCAGUUGCUUUGAUGUGUUUUUCAAGAAUCAUUUUUCAUCCAAGUUCAGGAAUCCACUGAGCAACUCGCAGACCACCACACCUCAGUCAGGCAGACUUUGAGGGCUGGAGAAGGUGUGCUGACAUCUGUCGGGGAGCUCUAAUUCAGCCUGGUAGGACCGUGAGGGUUGAGAUGGGGUCAGAAUGUCAGUAUUCCCAUUCCACUGUCAUUGCAGCUAAAGUGCAAACAACAGUUACUUCACAUCACAAGGGACAUACUGCAAAUGUACUUGAAUUAAUUCCAUAGACUUUGAUUUUUUUUUCUUUUUUCACAUCAGGGGCUGUAAAAUGUGACUUGCAGUAUUUGAGAUGUGUACUGGUAUUUCUAGGAUUUUCCAUUUGACUAUUUGUGAAAUACUGCUUUAAAAUGGCGAAUAGCACCCUUAGCAUUGUCGCUCUGUCCCCCUCCCUGUGCAAACGUGUACCUGCACAUACACAUGCAAGACAUUGGUCAUGUUGCAGAAGGUUGUACAAAUGAAUGUGUUACCAUAACAUUUAGUCUCACCUUAAUAGUGUUAAGUCAUCUUUUGAAGAAUUUUGCCCUUUUUUUAAAGGCUUAAAGUAUUUUAAUACAUUUGAUUAGUGGAUUGCAUAGGAAAAUUUCUGUACUGUUGAGUGGAUGAUAUUUUUCAUUUUUACAACACAUUUUCAUCUUCAAAGCUUUUGUAGGUUAACUUUCUGCUUUAUGUAACGAGAGGAAUUCCGUUCUUUCUUUGGGCUUUAUUUGUUUUUGCUUUAAAUCUUUUUCCUAUUUUAGAAGUAUGUAAAAGAACAAAUCCUUUUUUUUUUUUUUUUUUAAUCUUCUUAAGCAGGGUUGUGGAGCAUGCCUUGCUGUUUUUAAGCUUGAAAUAACGGAGUCUGCGUAAAAAUGCACUGACAGAAGGCCAAAAAAAGGCAGGAGAGUGUAUUUAGUGUGGGUUAGCCACUGGUCAUCCUUGUUCCUCAGCUAGAAGGAGCAGGGGAGUCAGAACUGGUGGGACCAAGAACUACUUGGGGCUCUGACCAGCAGUUGGAAAGCCACUGUCUUUCCAGAGAUACGAAGUUACUCUGUUAGUGUUGAAAACAAAGUACAGUGCUUAGAUGAAAUAAGCAGGUACUGGACUGAUACUCUUGUUUUCUUCAAGAAUGGUACGAUGAGCGGUACAAUAAUACAAGAAUAGCCCAACAGUAGCAAAUAUGCAUUGUAUUAUAUGCAUUUGUACACAGUUAUGUGUACGUUUGUGCGUGUGUCCCUGUGUAUACGCACAUACACACGUGCUUUGUAAACAGGCAUAAACUGUGGUCCAAACUUGGUGGCCUUCACAUAACAUUCACGUAGGUACUAUUGGCAUGUGCUUGAAGGGUAGUUCAUUUUAAUGCAAAAUAAACAGUACACAAACUGGGAUUGGCUCAUUCCAUAUCAGCCUAGCAUGGGUUUAGCAUGGGUUCAGUUGGUACUGAAGUUUGAUGCAUGAGAUUGAGUCCUUCUCAGACCACGCGCCAGUGCGCAGUGCUUGGUACUAUAAAGGGCAAACACACAAAGGGUACACACGCUUCCUAGAAAUAAGCUUAUAAUUGGACGAGGUGCAGUGGUUUCUGGACACAGACUGCAAUGAGCAUGGCGUUGAGGAACAGUGCAGUCAGAUGCCCACAGAAGAAUGUGGACAUCAUGGGGCCCAACCUCGCGCACGGUGAGGUGACACACCUGGGCCAGGGCUCCUUGGGGAGAGGCCAUCCAGCCCAGUCUGCAUCCGCCCUGUUCUUGGUUGUGCUGCCGUGCUUCCACAGCUACAGCCUAUGCUUCCACCUCACUGCAGUGUUUUUUAAAGCGGACUUUGGUCUUCCUUUCCUGUCAAUGUUCCCUUGAAUGUGAAUUCAUGAAGUUCACCUUUGACUGUUCUCUCCUUCUGCUUCACACUGUUUAAGGCCGAAGAGAAAAUGCCUCGCAUUUCAGAAGAUCUUUGCCAAGUUUGGAGACUCUCUGGAGGCAUAGCUACCUGUUUGCUCUAUGCUCCAUGCUCUCUAUAUGUUGUCCUCAGUCUGACACCUGCAGCAUAGUGGGAGCUGUACCCCACACCUGAGGUUCCCACACACAUCUCAGGAUGCAUUUAUCCCUUCAGGACUAUCUUAGUCGUUACAUGGAUGACUGCUUUUGGAGAAGCAGUAGCAACAUGAGGUUUGUCAGGUUCACCACAUGCAAUUUCAUGAGCAGUUUAAAGAUCAAAAAAUAACAAUAGCAAAGAAAAACAUGGUGCUCCUGCUUGCAAAACUUUAAGCUGCAAAAGAGAAAAUAAAGCAUCACUCUUGAAGAAAGCCCCACCAAUAUCAGCGAGUCCAAGGAAGAAAGGCUGCCUGCUCAUAUUCAGUGUCUUUUGGAGCAGAACCAGGAGUGCUGGCUGGGAGGAAGGCUCAGCCCCUUCCUUCCUUUCUUUCCCCUGUUGGGAAAUGCUUUGCCUGCACCCUUCUCAGCCUCCAGCUCUUGGCAGGUGACACGGUAAUGCAGUCAGUGUUUCUUACAGCAUUCAGUCCCAGCUGCCAUCCCUGUUCUGUCCGUGAUCGGGAUUCAGGCUCUGGCUUUGCCGGUCUCCUCUGAACUGCCCGCGGGAGGACUCGCUUCCAGCCCCACAGACCCUCAGCCCGCUCAGGCUCAGGCUCUGUGCUACUACAUGCAAGGUCAGUGCCUGCCCUCACCGCCAGACCCACUGAGCUGUGAAGGGGAUUAUCCUCCUGAACAAGGACAGGUGAGGAGUUACAUCCCUGCAAUCUCCAUUAUGUAGUCUAAUGCUAAAGAAGAAUAUUUUAGAAUUUAGUCCAAUGUUCUGAAAUGAAUAGUUAUAUCACUCGACACAAAAAAAGAACUCAGUUUUCAUUUCCUCUCCUGAGAAGUAAGAUCUACUCUUUGGCUGCUGUUGCCAUGCUUCCUUUUCACUAGUACACUGGAUGGAAAGAUUUUUCCAGCAGAAAUCUUCAAAUACAUGCUUCUACUUAUCUCUUCAUAGCUAUUUGUUUCACUUUCACCAUAUUCCCAAAUAAAAAGUCAACAUGCAAAAUGAA
Messenger RNA from Numida meleagris (helmeted guineafowl), 5402 nucleotides. RefSeq names its product phosphoprotein membrane anchor with glycosphingolipid microdomains 1 (gene PAG1). The record is from RefSeq and is a predicted model, not a curated record. Bases 700 to 1980 code for a protein of 426 amino acids. The transcript is spliced from 7 exons. Gene Ontology annotation, biological process: negative regulation of T cell activation; intracellular signal transduction. Gene Ontology annotation, cellular component: membrane raft; plasma membrane. NCBI's taxonomy places the organism in Eukaryota, Metazoa, Chordata, Aves, Galliformes, Numididae.